AUGGAGGUGGCUCGUACCUCCAUGAUCCAUGCGGCUGCUCCCCAUUUUUUGUGGCCGUUUGCGGUCCGGUACGCUGCGCAUCAGCACAACCCCUGGCCCCGUGUCUCCUUGCCGGAGACCUCGCUUACACUGCGUUGGACGGGAGAGGUUGGCGAUGCGUCGGUGUUCCGGGUCUGGGGCGCUCGUGCCUUUGUCCGCGAUACCUCCGCGGACAAGCUCUCCUCCCGCGCCAUUCCCUGUGUCUUCCUUGGCUUUCCCCCCCACGCGCCUGGCUGGCAGUUUUACCACCCCACCACGCGCCGUGUUCUGUCCUCUCAGGACGUCACGUUUGACGAGUCGGUUCCCUUCUACAAGUCGAUUGUUCCCCCUACCGCACUGCCCCUCUCCCCCCCCCCCCGCCGCUCUUCCUCGCUCCAGCCUGUCAAGGUCACUGGCGACUUUGGUGCUGCUGGGGGUGGUGCUGCUCGGGGUGCUGCGUCUGGGGGUGCUGAGCCUGCGGGUGCGGAGCCUGGGGGUGCUGAGCCUGAGGGUGCUGAGCCUACGGGUGUGGAGCUUGGGGGUGCUGGGCCUGAGGGUGCUGAGCCUGGGGGUGCUGAGCCUGAGGGUGCGGAGCCUGGGGGUAUUGAGCCUACGGGUGUGGAGCCUUGGGGUGCUGAGUCUGGGGGUGCUGAGCCUAGGGGUGCUGCGUCUGCUGGAGGUCCUACGGGUGCCUCGCCGCAGCGGUCUAGCCGGCGGGAGCCUCUCUCACCACAGCAGCUGCGCGAGUGGUUUGCUCGGCGCACCCGCCUUCAGAGUGGCGUUGCUGGAGCUGGAGGCACUGCCGAUGGAGGCGCUGGAGCUGGAGGUGUUGGAGCUGGAGGCACUGACGCUGUGGACCACUAG
Messenger RNA from Closterium sp. Yama58-4, 882 nucleotides. NCBI's taxonomy places the organism in Eukaryota, Viridiplantae, Streptophyta, Zygnematophyceae, Desmidiales, Closteriaceae. The record is from the annotation of a GenBank genome assembly.